AUGUUCCGCAGAGCGGCUUCGAGCCUUUGCGGUCGCUGUACUGCGUCGCUUCGUAGUCAGACUGUUGUAGGGCGAGUUGGACAGCUGGCGAUACGGCCUGUUGGAGCAAUUGCAUCGAUAAGUACGAAGCGGACCACGCCGAGCAAUUCAGCUUCCAGGACCUUCACAACAACCGCGGAAUCAAAGUCAGAGGCAGCAGCUCCGGAGAAGGACCCUUCCACUUCGAGUCUGAGACUUAGCCAAGAUGAUCUUUUUCAUCCCUUUUCGUCAUCUCCGGUCCCUGAGUUCCGCCGCCGUGCAGCUUUCAUGAGACAACAUGCGCAAUGCCCUCACCCUGACCAUAAACCAACGAAGCUUCCGACCGUGGCACCAAAGCCUGAUAACUCCGGGGAACCGACUGGGACCAUGCCCCCUGCCCAUGUUGACUUUGAGUGUCCCGACUGUGGAUUCCCCGUCUAUUGCAGCAAGGAGCAUUGGAUGGACCACUAUGAAGAGCACCUGAAGAUUUGUGAUACUCUGCGGCAGAUCAACGAGGAUGACCACGAUUUGCGGUCGGGCCGUGUAUUCUUUGAGGGCAACCUUCCUGACCUACAAAUGGAUGAGGCCGCAGUGAAUAUGACGAAUUGGGAUACCUUUAUGUACACCAGGGAGUUCGAGGCUGUUAACUCAGAUCGCUCCAUGAGACAAAUCACGCGCCUCCUCACCUACCCUGUCACCAUUGGCAGCGUUUUGCAUGAAUUGAGUCCAUACAGCCUCAAAAAGGGAGAGCGACUGACACCAGAAGGCUUGAAGAGCUUCAGUGCAUUGAGAUAUAACUUACACCCCCCAAGAACUGGCAGAGGUGCAGGGGUGAACCAACUUCGCCCUGAGCCGCCGCCGGUUAGGGUGUUCGUUCUUGGUGCGCGGGCAGAAUCAUCGUUGCCUCGGGCAGCUUGGACGCAAUUAGCUCACCUUUUUCCCGAUUCAAGACUCCAUUUGGUGUUCAUUGGACCAGAAAGCAUGGCUAAUCGAGACGACGAAUUCCCCUUGCCUGAACGAACUCCUUCGAAUCCUUUUGGUGCCAUUGUCGAAGACCGUGUAUGGUACAAGAUGAAAAUAAGCACAAUUGUCGACUACUAUCACACAAUCCACAAAACCGGCCAUUUUGCGCCCUACGAUCCCUAUUUUGAUUGCUUUGUGCUGUUCCAUCCUGGCCUCGGCCAUCCGGCAAGUAGCCACGAGUGGGAGGAGACAUUGCCGCUUCUUUUGGAGACCAAAGUGCCAAUUAUCGCGACUGGGUACACGCAGUUUGAUCUGGAACGCGAUGUUGAGUGGGUUCACAAAAAAUCAAAAGGAGAGUUUGAUAUUCUGCUUGAACCGGGUGAAAAUGUCUUCCGAAGCUUGAGAUGGGAUCUGAACGACAUGGAUCCGCAGGAUAUCAGUUGCGGAAACUGGGGAGUAUGGGCUUUCCGAGGCAAGAGGUAUGCAUACUAG
Messenger RNA from Metarhizium acridum CQMa 102, 1473 nucleotides. Its product is annotated as translational activator for mitochondrial COX1. Gene Ontology annotation, biological process: mitochondrial respiratory chain complex IV assembly. The record is from RefSeq and is a predicted model, not a curated record. NCBI's taxonomy places the organism in Eukaryota, Fungi, Ascomycota, Sordariomycetes, Hypocreales, Clavicipitaceae.